Messenger RNA from Cotesia congregata, 642 nucleotides. The record is from the annotation of a GenBank genome assembly. NCBI's taxonomy places the organism in Eukaryota, Metazoa, Arthropoda, Insecta, Hymenoptera, Braconidae.
AUGAAUGAGCUGAUGCUGAGUGGUGUAAAUCCUGAUGCUGGUACUCGUGAAAUCCUGGAAGAUUCUCCAAUGUGGUACGUAGGCGAGACAGAUAAUUACUUAGAUGUAAUAAAUAAAAUAGAAUUUGUCGAUUCUGUCACUUUUCACUCACCAACGCACUUGUCUAACAAUUUUUGUGAAAAUUUUAUGGAGACUCAGUCUUCGGAGUUAAAAAAUCUUGCUUUGGUUGAUAACAUUCUCCUGGAUACCAGCGGGCUUGAAGUAAAAGUCCUUGGCUAUCUGGGAGGGAGUAUUGAUGAAUUUUUUGUGCUUGACAAUCGUAUUGAUGACCAAUAUACCCGCGUGGAUGGUUUUCGCGAUAACUUCGGGCCAUUUGAGCUCGAAUUGAUUGAUAACGCGAGCGAAAACGUAGAAAAUACCUAUCUGAUGAUUGAAAUGCCGGGUGACAGCUGUAACCUUGAUCACCGUAAGGUUGAGUACAAAGUGAUUGAUAAUUUCGAAGAGUUCUACAGCCUUCUGGAUUGUAAUAAAGAUUGUUCAGACAAAGAAGCUUUAAUGGGCCCAUUUAAAACUGGUAAGUUAAUUGUGUUAAGUGCGUCGCUGCAAUCCUUUGAAAGAGCUGCUGCAUCACCUGAAGCAUAA